AUGGCCUAUCGUACCGAAAUGGGUCUCUAUUACUCCUACUACAAGACCAUUAUCAACGCCGAAUCGUUUCUUGCGGGUCUCGAACAGAUUACAAAAGAUACUGUAACCGAGCACGGGCACGAAAUCAACACGUUGAACCGAUUCAACCUCUAUCCGGAAGUGAUACUCGCAUUCCUCUACCGGCCAUUUCGAGCCAUCACGACGUCAAUGAAGAUUCCGGUCGAAAUCUGCUAUCAAGUGAAUCGCGGCGAAUUGUCGCCGGUUGAGAGUUGCGAGGGAAUCGGAAACCCGCAUUAUUUUUAUGUAACUGGAGUGUUCUUGAUUGCUGGAACUGUCGCGAGCUCGAUUUUUCUUCUCGGAGUUGUUUUGAGCGAUUCCAUCCUUGGGGGACUUCUCGCUGUUGCGUGUUUCGCUUUCAAUCACGGCGAAGCCACACGUGUUCAAUGGACGCCGCCACUUCGUGAAAGCUUCGCGUUUCCUCUGAUCAUAGCUCACAUUGCGGUGCUCUCCAAUAUUCUCAAAUAUCGUAAAAGCGGCACGAUCUACUCAAUUCUCCUCAUGGCCUUCUCAAUUCCGUCGCUCCUUUUUUGGCAAUUCUCGCAAUUUGCAUUUUUCACACAAAUUUGCUCAAUUUUUGUGGUGUUCGCGUUGGACUUCAUCCCGUAUUCAACGGCCAAAACCAUUGUGAACUCGCAUAUUAUUUCCUUCAUCGUCUCUUUCGUCUUGUUGUUCGGCAAUGAAAUGAUGAUCACCGCGCUCUAUUUUCCUAGUAUAAUUGCUUUGGCGUUCAUCAUCUAUACCUCGCCAAUAACCACAAGAAUCAAUCUUCGCCUUCUCUAUGUUCUUGUGUUGUCCCUAAUUUUCGCCACAAUUACUCUUGGCCUCAAAUUUGGGCUCUCGAAAAUGUUGAAAAUUGAAGACGAUGCGCACAUUUUCGACAUUUUGCGUUCGAAAUUCACAAAUUUCGCCAAUUUCCAUACGAGACUGUACACGUGUUCGGCCGAAUUCGACUUUAUGCCAUAUGUGACUGUUGAAAAGCUUAUCGAAUCUUUGCUGAUUCCAUUGGCAGCUGGAGGACUUCUCAUAUUUACCAUUGGAUUCGUCAAAUCGCAAAUGUCGAGUUUGGUGUGGCGACAGCCGGAUAGCUAUGAGCGUCCUGAGGUAUUCUAUAAUAUUGUGCAAUUGGUGUGCUACACAAUCAUGGCGAUGCUCAUAAUGCGGCUCAAGCUCUUCAUGACACCGCAUUUGUGUGUCGUUGCAGCGCUUUUAUCGAAUUUCCAGCUGAUUUCGACGAUUUCCAAUAAAAAAAUUUCGCGAUUCGUCCAUGUUUCGAUGAUCGUCGCUGUGUUUGCCGCUCUAACCUAUCAGGGUCUGCCCAACAUUCGGAAGCAAUUGAGCAUUCGUGGCGAAUACAGCAAUCCCGAUCAGGAAAUGUUGUUCAAUUGGAUUGAGAAGAACACCAAGAAAGACGCGGUGUUUGCUGGAACGAUGCCGGUAAUGGCAAAUGUGAAGCUGACCACGUUAAGGCCAAUUGUCAACCAUCCGCAUUAUGAGCAUGUUGGAAUACGAGAACGAACACUGAAAGUGUACUCGAUGUUCAGCAAGAAGCCGAUCGCCGAAGUGCAUCGAACGCUGAAGAGCAUGGGAGUCGAUUAUUUUGUAUUCCAACUAAUGAAUUGCGCAAAUGAUGAGCGCAGGCCGCAAUGCGCUUAUCGCGGAAUGUGGGACGAGAAUGAUCCGAAGAAUCGCGAUAGGACCUCGUUGUGCGAUUUGUGGAUUCUCGCGGCGAACAGCAAAGAUAGCACACGAAUAGCGCCGUUCAAAAUAGUGUAUAAUACGAAUAAUAAUUACAUUGUUCUCAAAGUUUAA
Molecule: messenger RNA, 1869 nt
Organism: Caenorhabditis bovis
Lineage: Eukaryota; Metazoa; Nematoda; Chromadorea; Rhabditida; Rhabditidae
Source: the annotation of a GenBank genome assembly